This is a messenger RNA of Microdochium trichocladiopsis, 441 nucleotides long. RefSeq lists its product as uncharacterized. The transcript has a single exon. The record is from RefSeq and is a predicted model, not a curated record. Bases 146 to 421 code for a protein of 91 amino acids. Lineage: Eukaryota; Fungi; Ascomycota; Sordariomycetes; Xylariales; Microdochiaceae.
GGGCGGGGGGGGGGGGGUAGCAUGUGCCGGCCAGGUGGAUAAGGGGGGGAAGGACACACACAGCUCGGCAUUUGGCAGGCCCCAAUCACAAUGCUGGGCUCUCGGGCAAGAGCUUACUUGCCUUACCCCUUUAUCGUUGUGCCUUAUGCCCGUUCGGCAGGAUUGUUGGUGGCGCGGCAGCUUGGGUACGAAGCUCACAUUGUGUGCCGGGUGUUGGAGCUGUAUGUGUCUUGCACGUGCCCAGAUGACCGAGGGGGGGAAACUCCUCGGCUCGAUGGCAGGCUACUUACGCGGUUCCGGGGUCGUCGUGCUUCUGAAGUUCGGGCGGUACUUUUGUGGAACCAUUGACUCCCUUUUAUCCGCUGUGUGUGUGUGUGUGUGUGUGUGUGGUGGGAGCGCCAACUGCUGUGCGUUUUUGUGAUAUGAUAUGAUGACUGGUGG